AUGGCACUAAGGCCAUCCACCAACUUAUUCUUAACACUGAUACUCAAUUUGCUUGCCAUUUUUCCUCCAAUGGCAAUGGCUAGUGAUGCUGAUAUCUUGACAGAUUUUAAUCUUCCACCAAAUGUAUCAAAUGUGGAUGCUACAUUUUUCACGUAUACUGCUGCAAGAUCACUUGUAGGAGCACAGCCACCGACGGCCCUGAAUUUUCUCUUUGCUGACAAAACUAGCUUCCCUGCCCUGGAUGGCCAAGGUGUUUCCUUAGCCGUCUUGCGAAUGCCUGGAGGUGCUGUCAACCCUCCACACAGCCAUCCGCGCGCGACCGAGCUCCUUCUGCUCAUUUCUGGCUAUUUGGAAGUGGGAUUUAUAGAUUCAACAAAUAAGCUCUUCAAUCAAACACUAAAUGCUGGUGACAUGUAUGUGUUUCCUAAGGGACUCGUGCAUUAUCAGUUCAAUUAUGCACCUGAUGUUCCUGCCAUUUCUGUUUCUGCCUUUGGAAGUGCAAAUCCUGGCCUUGUGUCCAUUCCUUCCAAUUUGUUCCAAACCGAUAUUGAGGACAGAAUCUUGGCUUGGUCAUUCAAAACUGAUAUCCCUACCAUUCAGAGGAUCAAGGCUAGCGUUCAGGGUAGCCCCCAAGCAUAGAAAUUGGCUGACAACUUCAAGAUUUUGCAAACUUAUAAAGAGAACAAAUAUU
Coffea eugenioides is the source of this 691-nucleotide messenger RNA. RefSeq names its product germin-like protein 9-3. Gene Ontology annotation, cellular component: cell wall. The coding region runs from base 1 to 639 and encodes 212 amino acids. The record is from RefSeq and is a predicted model, not a curated record. Gene Ontology annotation, molecular function: manganese ion binding. The transcript has a single exon. NCBI's taxonomy places the organism in Eukaryota, Viridiplantae, Streptophyta, Magnoliopsida, Gentianales, Rubiaceae.